AUCUUGGGAAAAUCAGCUGAUAGGCAGAUAUUCAUGAAUUAGAAUGCACUGUUUUAAAUCUUUAAGAAUUACUUACACAUUGAGGAAAUGAGCAAAAGGAACAGAUGCUGCUGGUCUGUAACUCCAGUAUGGAAGAAAUGUUGGACGUUUUUCUUACCAGUUUGCGCAUUCACCAUUAUGGCAUAUUUAGUUGGUUUUAAUUAUUUUACUUCCAAGAGGAUGUAUGAUUUGAAGGAAAGAAUCAGCAAUGAAGAUGUAAGUGAAAAUUAUAGAUUUGAACUGCCAGAUGCUAUGAACAUUACAACAGAACAUACACCCACUCAACGACAUCCUUUGUUCAUCAGUAAUACAGAGAAUACCGAGGCCUUCCGAAAUUCCCACAUAAUGAUAAGUACUGGUGUAGGGCGUUUAGGAAAUCGAAUGUUUGAAUUCGCAUCACUUCUAGGAAUUGCCAAUCGUCAUAAUUAUAAACCUAUGAUUUUGCGCAGAAAUACGUUACUGCAGGUUUUUGAUAUUUCACAGGUGACUGAUUCUGAACCUUUGAACUUAAAAGGUGUCGGGGAAAAGGGGGCGGGGGUAUAUGACAAAUCACUAGAAAAUUUAAGUCAUGACAAAAACUAUUCGUUAGGUGGAUUUUAUCAAAGCUGGAAAUAUUUUGAUUUCAUUAAAGAUGAAGUGAGGAAAUCUUUCAAGUUCAAAUCUGGAUUAUUAAGCAAAGUUCGACAACUGCAGACUUCACUGAAUAUUGGUGACAAAAUUACCGUUGGUGUUCAUGUACGUCGUGGCGACAUGGGAAGCAAACGAGAACUGUCUCGAGGAUACAAUGUUGCCACAAAGGAAUAUUUUGACAAAGCAUUCCAAUAUUUUCGGGGGAAAUUUAAAAACUUAUUAUUUCUUGUUGUGAGUGCUGAAAUGUCUUGGUGCAAAAGCAAUAUGAAAGGUGACGACAUUAAAUUCGUAACAACAGGAAGUGCCGGGGGAGACAUGGCACUUCUUGCUCAUUGUAAUCAUAGCAUUGUGUCCACGGGUAGUUUUGGAUGGUGGGGGGCUUACCUCGCAGGGGGAGAAGUUGUGUAUUAUCGAAAUUUUCCAUCCAGUGGCAGUUGGCUGUCAAAACAAUAUGACAGGACGGAGUAUUACCCCUUGCAUUGGGUUGGCAUGGAGUGAUUUCUGCUGAUCAUUAUCACAAGGAGUUUUUAUCCUUUAUUUAUGAUUUUGUAUGUUUUCGA
Molecule: messenger RNA, 1229 nt
Organism: Saccostrea echinata
Lineage: Eukaryota; Metazoa; Mollusca; Bivalvia; Ostreida; Ostreidae
Product: galactoside alpha-(1,2)-fucosyltransferase 1-like
Exons: 1
Coding region: 88-1167 (359 amino acids)
Biological process (GO): carbohydrate metabolic process
Cellular component (GO): membrane
Molecular function (GO): galactoside 2-alpha-L-fucosyltransferase activity
Source: RefSeq, a predicted model, not a curated record